Sporothrix schenckii 1099-18 is the source of this 3783-nucleotide messenger RNA. RefSeq names its product telomerase reverse transcriptase. Gene Ontology annotation, molecular function: telomerase RNA binding; telomeric repeat DNA binding. The transcript is spliced from 5 exons. The coding region runs from base 1 to 3783 and encodes 1260 amino acids. Gene Ontology annotation, biological process: telomere maintenance via telomerase. Gene Ontology annotation, cellular component: telomerase catalytic core complex. The record is from RefSeq and is a predicted model, not a curated record. NCBI's taxonomy places the organism in Eukaryota, Fungi, Ascomycota, Sordariomycetes, Ophiostomatales, Ophiostomataceae.
AUGGCCACCAAAAGAAAGAGGCCAAAGACCAAUAAUACGUCGGAUGGCCGCUCGCCGAAGCGAGCAAAGACGAAGGGGGAAACAAAGCCGAAUGCAAAGGUGCAAGGAGACUCCGCAGAGCCGCAACGAAAACCGCGAGAAGAAGCAGUGGCCCACGCUCCUGGCCGAGAUCGAUCCGUCAAGAAAGCUCUCCUGGCCCGGUACUUUGCGCGAGUCGACACGCUUCGGGCAUAUCUCUUGACACGGCUGCCUGCGACAUCGCGACUCCGCCGCAAAAAGUUGUCCGCAGUUGGCAAGCAGGAAAAUGCCACCGAAGUUGAGAAACUUCUAAGCCAUGUACUCGACUCGACGCUCGUGGCCUGCGCCAGUGGCACCAAUGCUGAUGGCUUCAGCAGCGGACCAGUCCUUGAUGACGGCGAGCGGGCGAGACUACGCAUGACGUUUUCCCAAACCAAGGGCGCCGACGAGUCGUAUGUGACGGUCUCGAACGCUGCCGAGGGUGCUUUCGCUCCCCAGUCCGAGGUGCGUGUCCCUGCCAGUCUAUUGCUCUGCUUGUUUCAGAGCGAAUCUCUAAUCUGGCAGAUUGUCGACUUUGUUGUUUGGCUUCUCUUCGAACGCAGCAGGAAAACCGGCGGAUCCAAGGGCUACAGUAGCUUCCCGGACAACGUCAUCUGUCAUGGCUUUCAGCGAGGCCAGCGGCCGCCCGUUUGGGACCUGCAUCAGCAGAUUGCCGAUGCCAACGCGAAGUCCCUGCCAACGUAUACCAUCCCAGGUGUCUACGCCGCUAGGAAUCCCCAGAACGCGCAGACACUGAAGGAGGCGCCGUGGCCACAGCUGCUUGCCAUUCUGGGCGCGUCGGCCGAGAAGAUCAUGACGGAUCUUCUUUUGGAUUGCUCGGUUUUCCUACCGGUGGAAGCCGGCGACGGAAACUAUGUCCAGCUUACCGGCAAGCCGCUGAUGGAGACCAUCUUCAGUACGAAGACGGCCGGUGCGUGUCCACCGACGAAUACAACUGCAACCAAAACCAAGCAGCCUUCUGACAUCACGCUCUCGAGAACCCGCAUGCUGUAUACCACGCCCGGUCUUUCGAAGGCAGGUAAGGUCCGUUUCGGACUACAAAAUAGACAUAUCCUUGACCAGUUCCCAAAACUUUCCAAACUCCCUGAAGAAUCUCCCCGUGGUCAUUUUCUUGCCUCUGUCAACAAGGCGAGAACGAUACGCACGGUGAUGCAUAUAUUCCCAAAACAAUUUGGACUUCAAAAUAUCUUCACAUCAGCUACCGAUGGCGGGAAAUUGCCACGGUCACUGCACCACGUUUUUGCACGGGAAGAAGAGAUCGUGGCCAAAUUCGGAGAAGAAAAACUUCAGGAAUAUAAUUUCCAGGUGCCGACUCCUAAGCGGUUGCGUGGAACGCUUUUGGGUCUCGUGGAGAAGAUGCAAACGCUUCAUCGAAAAUGUUCCUAUGCCGCGCUGCUCCAGUAUUAUUGUCCGGACCGAAGCCAAGGCUCAAUUCCGGCAGGAGACAUUCCAGUCACUGCCCCUUCAGGCAGCACCGAAUCGUCGGAGAAGCUUGCAGACAAAAAGGAACCAUAUCCACAACAGACGGGCGAAGACGACAGACCCGGGACGAAAGCAUCCAAACCCCUCAGCCCGGUUCCGCUGGUGCAGUUGGCUACGCCGGUGCGGCAGGUCUCUGCUUUUUGCCACGCAGUUUUUCUAAAGAUUGUCCCAGAUGACUUCUGGGGUUUAGGGGAGGUCCAAGUUCACAAUAAAGCUAUAUUUUUAAAGAAAAUCGACAUGUUCGUGCGACUGCAGCGCUAUGAAAAGCUCAAUUUCCAUUCCCUGCUGCAAGGAUUCAAGAUUGCAGAGCUUCCGUGGCUGGCACCACCGAAACUCAAGUACUGCAAGCUAAGCAAGACCGAUCUAGAUAAACGACAGGAGAUCUUCUCCGAGUUCCUCUACUUUCUCUUCGAGCUCCUGCUCAUCCCCCUCCUCGCGACCAACUUUUACGUGACCGAGUCCAACGUGCACCGAAACCAGCUCUUCUACUUUCGCCACGAUGUCUGGCGACGCAUAUCGCUGCCGGCCAUGGCAGCGAUCAAGGCCGGCCGCCUUGAAAGAGUCCACGCAAAAAAUACGGCGCAUAUGGCCAGUGCCCGUGAUCUUGGUUUCGGCAAGUUGCGGCUCGUGCCCAAGAACAUGACUGUUCGCGCCAUUACCAAUCUGAGUCAUUGUGCCCCGAAGAAAGGAGGCUCGGGCCCAGCGGCCAGCAUCAAUGCAGUCCUGCGGCCAGUGGCGGCCAUGCUCAAGCUCGAAAUGAAGGAACACCCCGAGCGUCUCCGAUCAGGCAUGCUGUCGACAAGGGGGAUGUACUCGCGACUAAAAGACUUUAAGCAGCGCAUGCACGCCAAAGACAAAACGAUCUUUUAUUUUGCCAAGGUUGACGUCCAGUCAGCUUUUGACACCAUUCCACAGGAGGCCAUGAUAAAAUUGCUCUUGUCUGUUCCGGAACACGCAGCAUACCACAUGGAGAAGCAUGUUGAGAUCUCGGCGACAGAAUACAAUGAUGUCUUGAGCGCCCCUGCCGCUUCGAGAAAGACCGUGGGCCCUCGCACGACUUGGAAAACGACAGCCCGGCCAAGCGACGACCUGUCUGGCUUCCAUGACGCCGUGCAGGGCUCGAUUGCACAGAACAAGUGCAAUACCGUGUUUGUGGACAGCGCUUUCCGCAAGACACGCGAUGCCGAGUCGUUGGCCAGGCUGGCGGUCACACACAUUCACCAGAACAUUGUCAAAAUCGGCAAGAAGUUCUAUCGGCAGAAAGAAGGCAUCCCGCAGGGAUCCGUCUUAUCAGCGGCUCUAUGCAGCUAUUUCUAUGCCGAUCUGGAGGAGAAGGAGCUGGGGUUCUUGGGGCCGGCUGACAGUAGCAACGAGGACUGUCUCCUGCUCCGGCUGAUUGAUGAUUUUCUCCUAAUCACCGUCGACCGGUCCAAAGCAGCACGGUUCAUCGAAGUGAUGCAGCGCGGCCACCCCAAGUACGGUGUUACGGUCAACCCGAGCAAAAUCCUGGUCAAUUUCCGUCUAGAGAUCGGUGGCAAGCCCGUGCCACGGCUUCCUCCGGGGCUGCCGUUCCCGUACUGCGGCACAACCAUCCACUGCUCGACACUCGAUCUAGCCAAAGACCGCAAGUCGAAGCCACAGGGUAUGAGGCAUGCCUUGGCUAGAGGGCACAAAAUGCGAGGUGCCUGGUGUGAGGUGAAUAAACACAUGCUAACAAGCCCAGACCUCUUCAACUCGAUCACCAUCGAGCACACGCGAUCCCAAGGCUACCAGUUCCAGCGCAGAAUUCUCAACUGCUUCCAAAUCCAAUCUCACCAUAUGUUUUUCGAUACGUCGUACAACUCGCGGCGGACGACGCUACGCAACCUCCACAGCGCCUUCGCCGAGACGGCCGGAAAGAUGUGGGCGUAUGCGCGACGCAUGCCCAAGACCAAGCGACCCAGCACGCAGCUGACCAUCCGCACCAUGGAGGAAAUCGGCCAAAUGGCCUUUGGCCUCCUCAACAGCAAGACGCGUGCACAGCAGUGGCCCGAGUACAAGUUUGACGUGUCCAAGCCACACCUACGAUACUUGCUGCUACAUGCUUUUAUGGUCGUUCUCGGGAAGAAGCAGACAGGAUACAAAGACGUACUCGCGUAUAUACGCAACGCCAUGCAGCAGCUGCAGGAAAAUGGACGGGCACCUCUGCCAAAGGAGUUCAGAGUGCCAAACAUAGCAAAAUGA